Molecule: messenger RNA, 5533 nt
Organism: Xyrauchen texanus (razorback sucker)
Lineage: Eukaryota; Metazoa; Chordata; Actinopteri; Cypriniformes; Catostomidae
Product: nuclear receptor subfamily 1 group I member 2-like
Exons: 9
Coding region: 389-1609 (406 amino acids)
Biological process (GO): negative regulation of transcription by RNA polymerase II; cell differentiation; positive regulation of transcription by RNA polymerase II
Molecular function (GO): zinc ion binding; RNA polymerase II cis-regulatory region sequence-specific DNA binding; nuclear receptor activity
Source: RefSeq, a predicted model, not a curated record
UUUCACCCACAUUCCCUCUCGAAAUGUAGAUAUUCAGAUCUUUUGACUGAUCAGCAAACUAGGAAAAUACCAUUCGUUUCAAGUGGGAACAUCAGACACGUUUUUUCAUUUUCCUGUCAAACGCGUCCUUCUCAGGACAUCAGUAACCAGGAAGUAAGACAUGUACUCGCUUGUCAAGUCCUCGGUCAGUUGAGUGAGUGAAAUUAGGACUCGAACUCAGUAUCUGAGUUUGUCUGUGUGGCUGGUCGUGUCAUGAUUUAUGACUUUGGGGCUCGUUGUGUCUUAUCAUGAGGAAUUACAUGAAUGUCCGGCUGAUGUGACAUGUGCUUGUUACAGCUCAGGAUGAGUAAAGAACUGGAGGAGCUCUCUCCCCUAGGCGACUGGGUUCAUGAUGAUGGUUCCGAGGUGGAAACGGAGGAGGAUAGACGAGCCCAAAAUUUGUCAAGUAUGUGGUGACAAAUCCACAGGCUAUCACUUUAACGCCAUGACCUGUGAGGGCUGCAAAGGCUUUUUCAGGCGUGCCAUGAAGCGACCAACACAGUUCUGCUGCCCAUUUCAGAAUGCCUGUGUCAUCACCAAGAGCAACAGGAGGCAGUGCCAAUCCUGUCGACUCCAGAAAUGCCUCUCGAUUGGAAUGAAGAGAGAGUUGAUUAUGUCAAAUGAAGCUGUGGAGAAACGGAGGUCACAGAUAAGGAGAAAGAAGAUGCAGGAGGAGCCCGUAACGCUUUCCCCACAACAGGAAGCUGUCAUCCAGGAGCUGCUCACUGCACAUAAAAAGAACUUUGACAUGACCUGUGCCCAUUUCAUUCAGUUUCGGCCUCUAGAUCGGGAUCAAAAAGCCAUCUCUGAGCACAAUCAACAACAAAACAGCAGCAGGCACUCCCAUCUAAGCAUGAGCAAACAUGAGCCUGAAGAUUCAAUGCAGAUGGCCAUCAGCUUCACCUCCCCUUCGUCCACUUCCUCCAACUCUCAGCAACCUCAGAAUAAAGAAAUGAAGCCGCUUGCCAGUGCCAUCUUCACAUCUCUGCCACAUUUUACAGACCUCACCACGUACUUGAUCAAGAAUGUCAUCAACUUUGGCAAGGCACUUACAAUGUUCAGGGCUCUGAUUAUAGAGGACCAGAUCUCGCUGCUGAAAGGUGCGACCUUUGAGAUCAUUCUAAUUCACUUCAACAUGUUCUUUAAUGAGACGACAGGCAUUUGGGAGUGCGGCCCGCUGCAGUACUGCAUGGAUGACUGCAUGCGAGCUGGUUUUCAACGCCAUCUACUGGACCCUAUGGAGAAUUUCCAUUACACACUGCGUAAACUGAACUUGCAUGAAGAGGAGUAUGUUCUGAUGCAGGCUAUCGCACUUUUCUCACCAGAUCGCCCUGGUGUAACUCAUCACAGUGUGAUUGACUGGAACCAGGAAAUACUUGCCCUCACCCUGAAAACCUAUAUUGAGGCCAAAAGGACAGAGCCAGAGAAACAUCUGCUGUACCCAAAGAUCAUGGCGUGCCUGACUGAGAUGAGGAGUAUUAAUGAAGAGUACACAAAACAGGUGUUGAAAAUCCAGGACAGUCAGCCAGUGCCACCGCUUUUGUUGGAAAUUGUAAGCAAAGACAGUUAAGCCUUUACAGAGCUAAUGCGACUCUAAAUACAGGCCUUGAAAUAUUUAGCACACUAUCAGUAGCUGUGCAUAGUUGUGCUGCUUUUACCUUCAACUGAGGAUGUUAAAGUUUGAGAAGCAGUCCAAACGAUCAAGGACAAGGACUUACUGCUGAACAGCAGAAUAUUGUACAGUAUAUUGUGAAAUAGUAUUUUAAUAUUUGGUGUUUUGUCUCACUGAAUGUAACCGUAUUGCAUUUUAAUAUGACAAUCAAUCUUUUUCCCGAGUCUAUUCACAUAAGAACAAUUUAUGUGGGUUCAUAACCCAAUGGAGGAUGGCACAAAUGAUCUCUUACAUUUAGAAGCCUGAAAUGAGUGGAUAUUAUAAAGGGAUAGUUCACCCAAAAUAAACUUUUGUUGUAAAUUACUCACCCUUCUGUCAUUCCAAACUUGUAUGACUUUCUUUUAUCACAUAGAACACAAAAGGAGAUUUUAGGCCGAAUGAUCAGCCACCUUUCACUGUCAUUGUAUAGAAAAAUAAAUUCAGUUAAAGUGAAUAGCGACUGAGACUGUCAGUCACUAACAUUCUGCAUAUCAUCUUCUUGUAUUCCACAAAAGAAAGAAAGUCAUAGGGUUUUGGAAUGACACAAGGGUAAGUAAAUUAAAACAUAACUAGAAUUGUAUUUUUAGUUGAACUGUUCCUUUUAAGUUUUGAUAUAAAUAUUUCUAGGUAUUGUUCAUAUAUUUGAAUUUACCACCUUGAUAACAUCCCAAGGCUUUUCUGUUGUAAACUUUGAAGGGUAUACAAUGGAUAUCCUGUAAGAGAGACCAUUACUAUGGCAGCAAAGAUCACAAUGUGUCAAAUCAUAGCUAUAAAACUACAAUGUGAUGCAUACUAGUCAUUUCUGUUUAUGGUCUAUUGAUAUGUCUUGAGAAAUCUGUUUAUUUAUUACUAGUUUUUAAACACAAAAUAGUGGUGUAAGUAGACCUCUUAGGUUUGUUUUGUUCAGGGUAUGUAUAUAAAAUAUAAGUGCCAAUGUCUGAUGUUAGUAGUGAUAUUUCAUCCAGACAAUUAAGAAUAUUUACCUUCUUAUGGGUUGAAUUUCACGAAGAACAUAUCGGGGUCAUAUUUGACCGCAAAAAAUAGGGCCUGAAUAAUCCUCAUAACAAUUAUACAAUGGCAAAAAUGUAAAGGGUCUUAAAAAAGGCUUUGUUUUCAUUAUUCAAUUAAAUUUAUUUCGGGGGGAAAACGACCCAGACAUGUUCUUGACAAGCCUUGUGAGAUUCACCCAAUGAUGUGUGGUUGGAAGAAACUCCAAAAACGUUCUCGGUAAGUGAAUGCCUUUAAGUGCUUUUACUGUCAGUUGUGAGACAUUACUAAAUCUUUUUCACUCGGAGCACAUUCAGGUUUUGAGAUCCUGUUCAUAAGCUAAGAGCAGAUUUUGCUGAACAGAUUUCAUAAUGACAUUUACAAGUAAUUCAGACCUUUUCUGACUUUUCAUUUUGGCUUUAAAAUGAACAGUUCACGACAAUCGGUGUGAAAAUGAGCUAGUGUCAUAUUUACAAUGUGACAGUCUGUACGUGCAUAAAAGCAGUAAGAGUAUUUGGAUGCCAGGUAUCAUUCAACUUGUUUUCAAAUGCCUUUUGUUUGUUGUUUAGUGGCAUGUAGUGCACAUUAAUCAGAUGUAUUAAUUUAUCCUUAUGUAAACCGAUGACGAAUCCCAGAACUUGCGUCACAAAAUUACCACAUAAUCAGGGGUGUAAAGUAACAAAUUACAAAUACUCGCGUUUCUGUAAUUAACUACAUUUCCCCAAGAAUUUUACUUUAAGUAGUUUCAAAAUUGUAUACUUUUACUAGAAAAUAUUUUAAUUGCUGUAACAGUACUUUUACUGCACUAUAUUCCCACUGUCUGUGUUCACUACUUCCCUGUCCGGAUUAGUUUUGUAUCUAUCAACAUGAUUGGCUAGGUAGAGUCUCGUGACUCUCGUCAAAUCAAAUCACUUGCAAAAAACUUGAACGGCAGCUGCAGAUCUGGCGCCAACUGUGGAGAAUACCUCAAGCCUAGUUUACAGCUGAUCAUCUCGGCCGCACAUGAAAGGGAUUUUCACAGUGAAAAAGGCCAGUUGCUUAAUCGUGUCAUGUGAGUUUAACUUGCUCAAGCCAGAUAUCAGCAUUAAUCCUGCCUCUAAUUUGAAGAAACAUUUUGAGGUAAAUUUCAUAUUUCUGCUUACUAGAUUCUGUGUGUCUAUAACGUAGCUAUCACUGAGAUUAUUGGGCUGCUUUGAGAGAUUAAUGCAAUAUUAUCAAUAGGGCCAGGCAAUAAAUUGUUCUAGAUAUUUAUCGGUAAUACAUCUAGAACAGGGGUGUUCUAGUUGUUUGAUCUAGAUUAAAUAUACAUUUAUAGAUUGACUUUUUAUUUCCUGACGUCUGUCGCUGUAUGCUGUUUGAUUGACAGGUGGCUAAUAUUUGACUGCUAAUGAUCAAAUAUACACUUUAUAAUUCUGCCAAUGACCGUCUUGAUGAGGAUUUAAUGUAAACGCAGUUGUUUAUGUCUAUAGUGAAUUGAAAUAGUGGGAUAAAAAGCAUAUUGGCAUCAAAAUGUCAGACUUGAAGUGUACAUGUAUGUGAAUUGAGCACUGUCUAGCAGGCUAUAUAUCAUAUAAAGGCUAUUAAUCAAACAACAUAAACAAGGAAACCACUGACUACUUUUGGUUGAAUAACUUAAGUAGCUUUAAAAGUAUUAAUGUAAUAGAAUAAAACAGUGCCAUUUUUAAUAAUACUGACCUCUGAUGUACAGUGUAAUAAUUGUUAUAAUAAAUUACCAAGAAAGUAGAGAUGAUAAAAUAAUUUAUAAUUAUGCUUAGCCUUUAUAAAGAUCAACAUUUGUACAGCAAUACUUCAGCAGAACAUUCCACCAGUCACAGACUCCAGAACAUUGUGCAUCAUGCAUCAGAAUGAGAACACGACUAUUUCUGAGCUUAAAAGAUACAAGAACUAAAUCAAUGUUGAACAUUGAGAAUGCUACUUAAAUAAUUCACACAAAAAGGAAAAUUAUCUGAUCAUUUACUCACCCUCAUGCCAUCUGUCUAUGACUUUCUUGCCUCAGAACACAAAUUAAGAUUUUUGGAAGAAUAUUUCAGCUCUGUAAGUGUAUCUCAACGUAACUGAAGGGGUGCCAAAAUGUUGAUGCUCCAAAAAGCACCAAUUCACUUUCAUUGUAUGGACCAAAAGCGCGGAAAUAUUCUUCUAAAAAUCUUAAUUUGUGUUCUGCAGAAGAAAGUCCUACACAUCUGGGAUGGCAUGAGAGUGAGUAAAUGAUGAGAGAAUUUACAUUUUUGGGUGAAUUAUUCCUUUUUAAGCGUGAUACAGCCCCUGUAGUAAACAGCUUUUCCCAUGCCUGCUCCACAUCCUCUAUUGUGCAGGACACGACGUGCCAAGAGAUCCUGCUUAUUUAGCAUAUUUUUGCAUUCCUUGCAUUGUUUUGAACAUGUUUUAUGCACAACAAUAACACUCUGUCGGCAUUAAGGGAAAUUUAGACCCUACAUUUGAUUUUAAUGUGAUUGUUUCAUACAUUAAGAUUUAAAACGGUGAUCAGUGUAUUGAAAAUAUCUUAUUAAUCUUUUCAUUUCUGUUUUCAUGUCUCCCUUAAUUUUUUGGAAUCAGAUUAAUGUAGUGUUUAUCAUAGAUAAGUGAUGUAUAUUAAAAGUUGGCAUUCAGUGUUCAUUAUAAUGGGGCAUAUGUUUUGCAACUCAGUACUCUAACUUAAGUAGUUUUUAGGACAGCUACUUUUACUCACACAACAUUUUAUGGGAAGUAACAAUACUUCUACUUGUGAAUGAUUUUUCAGUACUCUUUCCACCCUUGCACAUAAUACACUCAGGUUAACAAUAUUUUACUUUGGUUAGGAAGUGCCCUUCUCAGGAAAAUAAAGUUUAAAAUGUUAUG